UCCGAUUUGUCGAUUCGAUGCUGACUGUCCUGGGCCCUGUCCACGACAAGACAUGAGCGGCGGCAUCGUUAGACCAGAUUUGUAACCAGUGCUCGUGCGCCUGAUUGGGUUCCGUUCGAAUGUUCGGUUCUGCCCCCAUCGCCCUUCGCGGGGCAAGGGCAACGCCCGAGGAGAUUGUGUGCAACACCCUGAGUCAGAUCGUCAAGCACUUCAACUGGAAGGGCGUGGUUGGCAUCCAGGGGGUCUCAACUAUCCACCUGUAUUGACCCUGGCUGUGCCAAUGAUGGGCCCAGCUUCGGCGUUGUCAGGAUCGGUUUGGAUGCACUGGAUAAGGAGCCCUGGGAUAAGGAAGCCAGAGCCUGAAAGCCGGUGGGAUACAAAUUGAUGUUUGGCACUGGAUUUCAUCGCCGCUCUCAUCAGAUAAGGAACCUUCCAUGCUCCGACGCCUCCCUGGCACACUCCUGAGCGAACGCCCCCACUGUAAGCUGGCGUCGUCCUAGGCAUCUCCAUCACGAAGCUCGUCUCCAAGGCAAUCGGCAUCGCGGACGACACCUUCUCGACGCUUGAGGCCAACGCCACCGAGAUUCUCUCCAAGAGCCUGAAGGGCAAGGCCUCCUUCGUGCACGUGAUGAUCCACACCACGGCCGCGGGAUACAGCGAGCUCGUCUUCGGGGACAGCGGCGCAGACGAGCAGCGGUGGCGCAAGCAGGUGGUGCUCUGCUGCACGCUGGGCAAGAGCGUCGGGGCUGUCCUCUUCAACGACGGGCGGCGGGUGCGGCACAGGGAGUGGUGCAAGGCCGUGCUGGAGGAGCCGCAGGAGCCGGAGGGCUGCCCGCCGCCCGCUGGACAGGUCGGAGGCGCUGCAGGCGUGUUCCGGUACGAGAUGGACGACCUGCGCUUCGACCCGCCCGCGCCAGGGACGAGCGAGUGGAGCUCGUGGACGGGCGCCGUGGACAGGAGCCUCGUCGGCAUGAUCGACUCGGUGCAGGGCCUGGACCGCGUCCUUGUCAUGCCCACGGGGCGCACGGCGCGGUUCGAGUACUGCGAUCAGAUCCUGAGCAUGCUGACCGCGUCUCACAAGGUUGCGGCUGAGAAGGGCUGCGCGCUGGAGCUCCUCGCGCAGCCGGAGGGCUCUGUCGUCCGCGGCGCCGCUAUCUGCGCGCUGGUCGAGUUGGAGAGCACUCAGGUGCUCAAGCAGCUCAUCCAAGUCCUGAGGAAGGCGGACUCUCUCCAAUCGCUCUCGGAGCCCCAGCUGCAGUAUAUAUUCGAGCAGCUGGACACCGCCGGUGACGGCGUCCUAUCGCCGCUCGAGCUCCAGGCUGGGCUGGAACAGCUCGGGAUCCAGCGAGAUAUGACAGCGCUGCUCAAGGAGCUCGACGUCGAGGACGGCGGCGCGGUCUCCAUGUCCCAGUUCGUCUCCUGGUGGACGGAGUGCGUGCGUUCCGCGCGCCUGGUGACGCUCACGAGCUCGACCGCCUGGCGGAGGCUGCUGGAGCUGCCGCCCCCCUCGGGCUUCGGCGACCUGAUCUGCCUUGAGGUGACCUUCACCUUCUGCAGGGCGUGCCGCCGCUUCGAUUCCAAGUUCAGGAAGCUGGCAGAGGAGUACGAACACAUCCGCUUCGUGCAGCUCGUUGGCAACGGGACCAUCGGCGCGAUGGACCUCUCCACCAAGGAGCUCGGAGUGAAGAAGUCUCCGUCCUUUUUCAUUUUCAGGCGCGGGAAUCCCGAGCCCCUGGCCUCCUGGACUGGCACGGACGUGAGCGUCUUUCGGGAGAACAUCGACAAGCUGUAGGCGGAGGAGCGCGAGUCGGUGGAGCUGCUCUCUGGCUUAUUCUGCCUCUGCAUGUGAGCCCGCCCCUCCUCAAGCGCCCGCGGGCCGCGAGUGGCGGAGUGCAGGCUCCAGUUGCCUGCUGUGCUUCCCCGAGGCAUCGCUCUGGGAGCCUCGGUCAUCCCACGAGCACCUGGGCGGUGAGGUGCUCGCGAGGUGGAACCUCUUGUUUUGAGAGUGUCGGCUCGGCGCACAUUGCUUCCGAGCCUGGCGUGGAGCGGGGGGAUGAUGGGG
Molecule: messenger RNA, 2062 nt
Organism: Prorocentrum cordatum
Lineage: Eukaryota; Dinophyceae; Prorocentrales; Prorocentraceae
Source: the annotation of a GenBank genome assembly